Molecule: messenger RNA, 4870 nt
Organism: Triplophysa rosa
Lineage: Eukaryota; Metazoa; Chordata; Actinopteri; Cypriniformes; Nemacheilidae
Gene: plcd4a
Product: phospholipase C, delta 4a
Exons: 16
Coding region: 1920-4205 (761 amino acids)
Biological process (GO): lipid metabolic process; intracellular signal transduction
Molecular function (GO): phosphatidylinositol-4,5-bisphosphate phospholipase C activity; calcium ion binding
Source: RefSeq, a predicted model, not a curated record
GAAAAGUCAUUUUAGUCUUAUAAAGAGACAAUCUGAAACAAUGAACUGUUAUGUACAAAUCUAUGCAUGACUUAAAUCAAUCAUAUUCUUCAUAAACAGAAAAAUAUAGACCUCAAAUAUUGUCUUUCAGCCCCAAUUGUAUCAACCAAUCAUAAAUCCAUCAACUUAAUGGCCGGGUCAGUUUGAUCGCUAAUCACCACUGUGUAAUGAACUUAUCCGAUACGUCGUAAAACGCCGGAAGAGAGAGUUUCAUUGAGCUGAUGUCUGUAAUGGAAAGUGUUUGUCCGUGUGUGCGGGUUUGUAUAGGAGUCUGGAAACACUCCAAGCGUUGACUCGAUGCUAUAGCAAGCAGGCAGGGACCCCCUUAUAAAAGCGGCCGGAGCCGUGCGUGUAAGCCGAGCCUAGAAACUGAACUCUGCCGUGUUUUAUUCAUGAAGAGAAACACGAGGAAGGAACAGAGGGGAAGAAUUCCUAAUGGCCAAAGACAACCCAAAUCAACCAGCGCGACCCCCCCCCCCCAAACGGUUAUAGUAUAAUGCAUUUUAGAGAAUACAAAAUAGAAGUUGACGUUAAAAAAAGAAUCAAUCAGAUCAUACAGCAUUGUUUGAAAAUAUGAAAUGUAAAAUUAUGUCUUUACUUUGUAGGUUCAUGUUUAGUUUUUCUGCUCCCUGUUUUUUGUUAACGGAAAUAUGAUAUUCUGCAUCUUUACUAUAGUUUUUAUGUACAAAGAUAACGUUACUCCCAACACAGUAACAGUCCGAAGGUGUUUGCAAACAGUUGAAUGAACUUUAAAUCGUUCUCAGUGUUCAUAUUUUUGUAUUCUCACUCGUCUCUCUUACCCUUUCUAAAUGCCUUGUAGUAACUUGAUCUAAGUAUCUCUGCUCGGCGGUGAAGGGCCCCAAUAAUAGAGGCCAAGCGUAGACAAUAGGCUCUUGAGAUGUGCUCCACAAAUGCACAUUAAACUCCUCACAUGUGUUUUCAAAGCCGGGCUGAAGGACAGCGGCGCUGCCUGAUGUACGGCUUUCAACAUGCCAUGAAGAUGGUUUAAUAUUUCGUCAUUCUAAUGGUCACUUAUUUGAUCAUUUGUGUGCAUAGGGAUGUAAUACCUUUCUGGUUUAAAAUCAACUUUGAAAGAAAAUAUUUUUUCAGUGUUUACAAUGGAAGUCAAUUGAGGCCCAUGUUGUUUGGUUACCAACAUUCUUCAAAAUAUUUUUUGUGUUAUGCUAAAUGAAGCACAGGUUUGUAAUGACAUUAGGGUGAAUAAAUUAUGAAAAAUGCUUUGGGUGAUCUAUCCCUUUAAUAUCACCUUGCAAAACGUUUUGACAACAAUACUCACAAAUCUAAUCAUAACUGUUCUGUACGGUAAAAUAUGCAAAUAGUUAUGACAUCAUGGCCGAAUACACCUUGGGGAUUACUCUUUUUCCAUUCCGAUAUAACUACUUAACAACAAUUGGCAAAAAUGUGUUCAACUUCGCAUCUCAAUUCAUUUAUUCACUGCUGAUAAAACCAUAGCCGUCACACCGCAGGAAUGUGACACUGAAGACUCGAAACGUUACGUAAUCCACAGGAUUGGGUUUCCGAUUUAAAACUGUCAAACCCUGGUUUUAUUUGCGCAGAGGGCUCGAGAGACCUGACACAAGGCGACGGGGAGGAGAGACAAAACUUUAACUUUAAAAACUAGAAAGUGCAUUUUGAAGAGAACAAAGGCCGAGAGCACCAGAGUGUGUUUUGAGUGUGCAGAUCUGUGGGUGUGUGUGUGUUGUGCGUCAUAGGGGAGGUGUGCUGUGGCGAGAUGUGGAGACUAGUCAGUUCGGCUCUGCAGAGUAAAGGGCCACAUGACUCUGGCUUUUCUUGAAUUGUGCUUUUCUUAAAAACUCGAGCAGAGCGACUAUGAACCUGCACCUGCAGAUGCGUAUAGAAUGACAGAACGGCAGAUGGCUUCUACUGAAAGGAGCCUACGUAUCCAAGCUGAUGACAACCUGAAGUCUAUGAUCGUGGGUACGGUGAUGAGAAAAAUCAAGUCUCGCACGUGGAAGAAGCAACGUUACUUCAGACUACAAGACGACUGCAUGACUAUCUGGUACAAGAGCAAGAAGGCAGGGAAUGCUCACUCCACCUUUUCUGUAAGUGAUGUGGAGGCCGUACGAGAAGGGCACCAAUCAGAAGUUCUUCUCAGCAUCGCCGAUGAGUUCCCACCAGACCGCUGCUUCACCCUGGUUUUUCGUGGUCGUCGUGGCAACUUAGACCUUGUGGCCGAAUCAGCCGAAGAGGCGCAAUCUUGGAUUAAAGGGAUACGCAAACUCAUCGAUAACCUAGAGAACAUGGGGCAGAGAGAGAAACUAGACCAAUGGAUCUGCGAUUGGUUUAAAAAAGCAGACAAAAACAGAGACGGGCAAAUGAACUUUAAGGAGGUCCGAGAUCUGUUGAAGAUGAUGAACGUUGACAUGAACGAGCAUCACACCUUGCGCCUCUUUACGAUGGCCGACAAGUCUCAGUCAGGUACGCUCGAAGACGAUGAGUUUGUGCUGUUCUAUAAGAUGUUAACUCAGCGAGAAGACGUCCUGCGAGUGUUUCAGGAAUAUUCAGGUGACAGGCAAAAACUCACGCUCCAAGAUCUGGUAGACUUCCAACGGGAGGAACAGCUACACGAGGAUGGUGUUCAACAGUACGCCCUUGAACUCAUCAAACGCUAUGAACCAUCGGACACGGCUAAAAUGUUGCACGUAAUGACAAUCGAUGGUUUCCUGAUGUACUUGAGCUCAACGGAAGGCUCCAUCUUCAACCCUGCUAUGUUGGAACUCUAUCAGGACAUGACCCAACCUCUCUCCCAUUACUUCAUAUCUUCUUCUCAUAACACGUACCUCCUGGAAGACCAAAUCAGAGGACAAAGCAGCGUGGAAGGCUAUAUACGAGCACUAAAACGUGGCUGUCGAUGUGUGGAAGUGGACUGCUGGGACGGCCCAAACGGAGAGCCAAUUGUCUACCACGGGCACACGUUCACUUCGAAGAUCUUCUUCAAGGAUGUGGUCUCCGUGCUGAGCAACUAUGCGUUUAAAACAUCACAGUACCCCGUCAUCCUGUCCAUUGAGAACCACUGCAGUGUAGAGCAGCAGAAAGUCAUGGCCCAACACCUCACUCAGAUCCUGGGAGACCAGCUGCUCACAAGCACCUUAGAUGGAAUGACUCCCAUCAGCCUCCCGUCCCCUGUGGAUCUGAAAGGGAAGAUUUUGUUGAAAGGAAAGAAGAUAGGAGGAUUAGAGGACAAAAUGAAUGGGAUGGUGGACGACCCUUUGACAAGAGAGGUGAGCGAUGAAGAGGAGGCGGCUGAAAUUGAUGACGAGCAUCAUCGCAACAACAGCAUACGACACAGAAGCAAGAAAUCCAAGCAGGGUCUGUCUAAGGAGCUCUCAGACUGUGUGGUGUACUGCAAGAGCGUCCACUUCAGCGGCUUUAAACAUUCACGAAUCCACUCCAAGUUUUACGAGAUCUCCUCCUUCACAGAGUCUAAAGCCCGGAAACACAUGCGGGAGGCAGGAGCUGAAUUUGUUCUUCAUAAUGCUCGUCAGUUGAGUCGGGUUUACCCCAGCGGCCUGAGGACUGACUCGUCCAACUUUAACCCACAGGACAUGUGGAAUGUAGGGUGCCAAAUCGUUGCUCUGAACUUUCAGACUGCAGGGGUAGAGAUGGAUCUAAACGACGGUUUGUUCAGUCAGAACGGGCGCUGCGGCUAUGUGCUGAAACCGGCUUUCAUGCGCAACACCGAAAAGAGGUUUGACCUGGAAACCCCACAAAACCGAGACGGAUACCAACCGCUUAGUUUGUACAUACAGGUAAUCAGCGGCCAGCAACUGCCCAAAGUGAAUAUCAAGGAGGGCUCGAUCGUUGACCCACUCGUUCGGGUGGAAAUUCACGGCGUGUCACUGGACCAGGCCAAGCAGGAAACCAGAUACAUUGACAACAACGGUUUUAAUCCAGUAUGGUAUGACACCCUUCAGUUUAACAUUCACGUGCCUGAGCUUGCUCUGGUUAGGUUUGUCGUGGAAGACUACGACAAAACAUCAAAGAACGACUUUGUGGGCCAGUUCACGCUCCCUUUCACCUGCAUUCAGCCAGGAUAUCGUCACAUCCAUCUCCUUUCUAAAGACGGCACGAGCAUCGCUCCCGCAUCCCUGUUUGUUCACAUCCGGAUAACGAAAGUGACGUAAAACGAAUGUCACUUAUUUUACGUUAAGCAUUUUAAAGUGACACGCACAAAAUGUUCAAAAAUCAACAAUGGAGCAAUAUCAAGUCUUCCCAGUUGCACAAUCACUUAUUUCAGAACGCUUGUCAUAUUAAACUAAUUAAUUCCAAGCCAAAUAUUUUUUUAGUUAUUUAACAACUUUUAUUGUUCGUUAUAAAGAUUUGUGUGACUGUAGUUAAAGGAGCUUAAGUGUAUCUAAAGGGCGAUUUAUGGUUCUGCGUCAGACCUACGCCAUAGCCUACGCAGAGCCGCGUACCCUAUGCCGUAGCCUGACGCCCACCUCUCCAAAAAUGUAAAAACGCGUCAACUCAACGCGGAUCCAACGCAGACCUCAAGCACUGUGAUUGGUCUGCUUGAACCCCCUCCCUUCAGGUAAAAAAACUCUGUGAUAGUGUCGGGUUUACUCAUACGCAUUUCCGAAUUAAUUAUCUUAAUAAAUUACGUGUUUUUGUAUUUAACAACUCAAGCUGCAAAAGUGACAGUUUACGUGCCGCUAUCACUGCUAAAUGCUUCUCAGACAGCGUACACUACGAACCGCUUAUACUUCGGCUCUUGUCUUGGUUACACAAGCAACACGCCUUUGGACACUGACGCCUCCCAGAUAGCACAAUCCAUCUGGUUUAAGUCUAU